This is a messenger RNA of Tripterygium wilfordii, 285 nucleotides long. RefSeq names its product 18 kDa seed maturation protein-like. NCBI's taxonomy places the organism in Eukaryota, Viridiplantae, Streptophyta, Magnoliopsida, Celastrales, Celastraceae. The transcript has a single exon. Gene Ontology annotation, biological process: embryo development ending in seed dormancy. Bases 1 to 285 code for a protein of 94 amino acids. The record is from RefSeq and is a predicted model, not a curated record.
AUGCAAAACAUCAAGGAGAAAGCAGCUAACGUGGGGGCCUCGGCCAAGUCCGGCAUGGAGAAGGCCAAGGCUACGGCCCAAGAGAAGGGGGACAAGACGACGGCCCACGACCCAUUGCAGAAAGAAAUGGCAACUCAGAAGAAAGAGGAGAAGAUUGACCAAGCAGAACUCAACAAGCAGGAGGCGCGUGCACACAACGAGGCAGUCAAGCAUGAGCACACCGGCACGACGACAGGUCGGACCACGGCUCAUAACACUGGAGUUGGUGGCACCGAUUACAGUUGA